Messenger RNA from Cokeromyces recurvatus, 803 nucleotides. RefSeq lists its product as uncharacterized. The coding region runs from base 62 to 610 and encodes 182 amino acids. The record is from RefSeq and is a predicted model, not a curated record. Lineage: Eukaryota; Fungi; Mucoromycota; Mucoromycetes; Mucorales; Mucoraceae. Gene Ontology annotation, molecular function: protein binding. The transcript has 4 exons.
UUUUUUUUUAUUCUUAGCUUACCUUACCUUUUCUCUUUUCUUUUUUUUUUCCUAAAACAAGAUGAAUGACCAUCAAAAGAAAAAAUUUAUUAAUCCACUUCGGAAGUUUUCUUUAUUACAAACAAGUCUUCAGACUGAAGCUAAUUGUGUGCCAGUAGAGAAAAAUAACGUAUUAUUAUCAAAUAAAAAGAAUGAAUUUGAGCAAAAAGAUAUUAUUAGUUUGCUACCAAGAGAAAUUACUUUAAAAAUAUUUUAUUUACUAUCCUUUCAAGAUUUAAUUCAAAUCCAAUUAACAUGCAAAACUUGGAAUAGAAUCACUCAAGAUGUUACCAUAUGGAGAAAUAGAUUUUACGAAUUGAAUUCACAUUUUACAGAUAUAUAUGCACAUAAGCCAUUAAAAUGGUUAGAUACUUCUACUUUACCUUGGAAAAAAAGAUAUUGUCAGGCUAUUACCUUUGUUAAUUGGAGAAUGGGUAAUGUGCAAAGGACAAUCAAGAUUGAUAAUAACAAUCACAAUCGUGUAUUGGCUGUCAAACUAAGAAAUCAAUUAUUAGUUACUUUAUCAGAAUUAAAUUAUAUGAAUAUUCUACAGAACAUGGAUUUAUAUUAAAAUCAAUAUGGUUCUUUGGUGAUCCAGCUAUUUUACAGUCAAAUUGUAUUGUUGAAUGUAUAGACAUUUUACCAGAUAUUAAUAUAUUAGUCAUUGCACAGCGUGGAUCAAAAUGUUUGUUUUAUGAUAUUACAAAAGGCUCAAAGCAUGAUCCUAUCCAAGUACUUAAGGGAGGUAGUCAUCCUUGGUUUUU